AUGGCAUCUCGUUCGGAGUCCCCAGAAUUCUCUCCUCUGGCGUUUGGAGAAGAGCUUACAGCAGUGCCCGCUUACAAAGCGGCCUCCACGACCUCGAUCAACUUCUCCAGUCUUCUGGAGCCCUCACUUGAGCUCCACGAAGACCUCAAAUCAGGGUGCGGAGGUCAAUUAUGGCCAGCUGGUGUGGUGCUUGCUCAACAGAUGCUACGUUAUCAUAGAGAUGCACUGAAAGAUGCCCGAAUUCUCGAACUUGGAGCUGGGGGCGGCCUCGUUGGACUUGGCGUGGCGAUUGGGUGCAAACUCCACCAUACUCUCUACAUCACGGAUCAAGAGAACAUGAUGGGGCUCAUGCACAAGAACAUCGAGCUGAACAGGCUGGAAUUACGUGUAAAGGAACUCGUUUUGAAUUGGGGUGAUCCUUUACCAGAGGAAGUAAUUAGAGAGAAGCCGAAUCUCAUUUUGGCCGCAGACUGCGUCUACUUUGAACCAGCUUUCCCGUUGCUUCUUACUACCCUCGAGGAUCUUCUUGAGCUUUGCAACGAAGCUGUCAUCUACUUUUGUUUCAAGAAGCGGCGGAGAGCAGACAUGCAGUUCAUGAAGAAUGCCCGUAAAAGAUUCGAGGUCGAGGAAGUCGAGGACCAAGACAGGAAAGUGUUCUCCAGAGAGGGAUUAUUCUUGUACUCCUUCAAACGGAAACCAUGA
Molecule: messenger RNA, 702 nt
Organism: Cadophora gregata
Lineage: Eukaryota; Fungi; Ascomycota; Leotiomycetes; Helotiales; Ploettnerulaceae
Exons: 4
Coding region: 1-702 (233 amino acids)
Source: RefSeq, a predicted model, not a curated record